Messenger RNA from Anopheles maculipalpis, 522 nucleotides. RefSeq names its product putative defense protein 3. Gene Ontology annotation, molecular function: oxidoreductase activity, acting on metal ions. NCBI's taxonomy places the organism in Eukaryota, Metazoa, Arthropoda, Insecta, Diptera, Culicidae. Bases 1 to 522 code for a protein of 173 amino acids. The record is from RefSeq and is a predicted model, not a curated record. The transcript has 2 exons.
AUGCACCCCUCAAAUGGAAAAUAUUGCAUAUUGGCGGUUAUUGGUUGUUUGCUGGCUUUUCUUUCGACUACGCAAGGGUUCCCCGAUGGUGCUCCGGCCGAUACGUGCGUAAAAAGUCGUACCAACGAACCGAACCAUGGUGCAGCACGCAGUCAAAGCCAGGCGUCGCUACCUUAUCAGGUGACGGCAAGCGGCAAUGCGUACGGUCCCGGUACCCAGAUUCAGGUCACGAUACACGGACACCAGGAUGUGUUCCGGGGAUUUUUCCUGCAGGCACGCGAUGCACAGACGAAUGAAUGGAUUGGUUCGUGGUACGAGACGCCAAACACGAAAACCAUCCCAGAGUGUUCAUCGGUGACGCACGCCGACAACCGGGACAAGGAACAGGCCACCUUCGUCUGGCAGGCUCCAAAGGACCGCCAAGGGCAGGUGUACUUUACCGGAACAAUUGUGAAAAAUUAUGGUACCUACUGGGCUAAUGUGAUUGCUGCCGUACCCGGUGCGUUAGGCCGCCAUCUGUAG